Messenger RNA from Suillus subaureus, 1142 nucleotides. RefSeq lists its product as uncharacterized. NCBI's taxonomy places the organism in Eukaryota, Fungi, Basidiomycota, Agaricomycetes, Boletales, Suillaceae. The coding region runs from base 33 to 1028 and encodes 331 amino acids. Gene Ontology annotation, molecular function: metal ion binding. The record is from RefSeq and is a predicted model, not a curated record. The transcript has 2 exons.
AACAGCAUUCCGCACUCGAUGCUCGCGCCAUCAUGCAAGACCCAACAGUCUAUGGACGCAUGCAUCUAAGCCAACCUGACGUUUCCUUCGAUUUGACUAAUUUACAGAGUCAAGAUCACAACAUGGUUCGUUUGGUUUCGGAUCUUAGUACACAACUUUUGAGAUGUCUUUGUCAGUCCCCUCCAGAGGCAUCCAACGAGCAGCCGAUAGUUCUCGACAUGGACAUGAGUCACAAGCAGGUCGAUAACCCUCCAGAGUGUGACUCCUGCAUUCCUGGAUUGGAACCUGAUAUCUCGUCUUCAUCACACUCGACAGACUCCCCUGCAGAUAGCACACUUGUUUCGGCGACCUUGAUAGCCGUGCAAGUCCGCUCUCCCCAGUUUAUAGGGUCUCCCCAAGUUUGCACCUCGGAGCUUGAGCCUCUCGCUGAGUCAGGCGAUUCUUUCACACGCAACCUUAUUCCUUCUCCGACCCCAUCUGAGCAUGGUAGCUUCAGGCCCCCUAGCAUUGCUCAGGAUGAUCACUCGCAUUCUGGAAGCCGUCCUCUACCGUCUCCACCGACUUCCGAAGGUUCCGCCGGUUACUUCUCCGAUGCCGAUCGUUCAUCAACUCCGUCAAGCCCUUUGUCUGAUCAUUCCGUCGUCUUCGUAUCUGCGGAUUCCAUACCAGAGUACGUUAGAGAGAACCGUGCAUAUCUUGUUGCAACAAGCGCUCCGUCCCGACCUUCCUCGGCAACCUCUAGCUGUGUUCAUUUGCCCUCAGUGGUUACUUCGUCAGACUCUCUGCCACUUCAACAGGAUCAAAAUGAUCGUGCUGAGGUUCCCCCUGCCGAUUCCCCUUGCACCAACGGCCAAUCCCCUCUUUACUGUAGGGUUUGCCUUCGAGAUCCUUGCGAUGAUCCAACUGCGACGAUGUGCGGCCAUAUCUUUUGCAACAGGUGCAUCAUCGAUGCUGUCAUGGCCAGGUCUGCGUGCCCGGUUUGCACCGCUCCCACAUUACUCUACUGUCUUUUCCGCCUUGAUAUCUAAGUACACGCUAUUCCUCUAAAUCGUAACAUCUGUCUUGCUUUCAGCAUGCAUGCCAAUGACUCAACGCAAACCAACAAAUCAUUUGUACUUUAGAAUUCUUGAAUCAUUACGAGU